AAGAUUGUACUUCCUUUUCUACUAGUCCUACUUCCUUUUCUACUAGUCCCUCUUCUUUUUACACUAGGCCCACUUCCUUUUCCACUAGUCCUCCUGUUUCUUUUUUCGCUAGUCCGCCUACUUCUUUUUUCACUAAUCCUACUAGUACUAGCCCUUUUUCUGCUAGUCCUCCUCAAAAUGAAUUUAAAAGAAAAGCCAAAGCCAAAUCAAGCAUUAUUUGGAAAUAUUGCACUGUAUGUGAUAACGGGUGGAAAUGUAAUUUAUGUAAUCACCAUUUUGAAUUUGAUAAAACUCGUGGAUCUACUACAAAUACUUUAAAACACCUCGAAAAAGAGCAUGGAAUAUUAAGACCAGAGAUUUUUCAUAAAUUUUUGGAAAAUAAUAAUGUCUAUACACCUAAAAAUUUACAAUCAUUAUCAGAAGAGGAUAAUAUUUUGAUUGAAAAAGUACAAAGUAUAAAUACAAUUAAUUCAGAUUUAAGUUUUGAUAAUGACUAUGUUCCACCAACAAACAAUGAUGAAUUGUUAUUGGAGUUAGAAUCAAAUAAUGAAACAAUUUCACCUGCCUAUUUAGAGGGUACAAUUGAUAGUGAAGUUAUAACAUAUGAAGAAUUAAAUGGAGCCAGAAAAAAACUAAAGUUGAAUAUAAGCAAUCCAGCUAACACUGAUGGUUUACUUCAAAAACUUGCAGAUGUUUUAUUUAAUUCAUUAAUAUAUUACUGGUCAAUGCCAACAGAAAUUGGCUUGAUAUCGUCAGUGCUUGACCCAAGAUUCAAAAAUUUAAAAAAUUUUGAUCAAGAAAAAAAGGAUAAUAUUUAUAACUUAAUAUCAAAUAAAAUUAAAAAUUUGAAGGAAAAAACACAAGAGCAAAUAUCAAUAGCACCACCAUCAUUAUUGGCAUCACCAUUGGAAUUAUCAAACACAAUCAAUGAAUCAAUUAGAACAAAAAAUAACAAUUCAAUUUUUGAUUCUUUAUUUGAUGAACUAGGUAAUAGCAAUGAUCAUGAUGGUGAUAAUGAAUUGGAUCGAUAUCUUCAGAUACAAGGAAUACCCCGAAAUACUGAUCCUCUAAAAUGGUGGGCUGAAAAGAAAAAUGAAUUUCCUUUAAUGUCAGAAUUAGCAUUGAAAUAUUU
Molecule: messenger RNA, 1132 nt
Organism: Entrophospora candida
Lineage: Eukaryota; Fungi; Glomeromycota; Glomeromycetes; Entrophosporales; Entrophosporaceae
Source: the annotation of a GenBank genome assembly